AAACGUAUAUACGUAUGUAUAAACGUAUGUAUAAAUUCGUGAUAAAGAAAAUACGUAGAAAGACUUGAUAAAACGUGUCGCGACAUAUUCGAAAUUCUUGGAAAGAGGAGGAGGACCUGCCUUCUCUCAUCGAUUCCAGAAGUAUUACGUCACAAUUUAUGCGGAUGCAAUCAGUCUUGCGAUCGUACCCGCUUGUACGAACGGCUGAAAAAAUGUACUUCGCUAAAGAGAGCAGUGCAUCGUACGAUGUGAAGAAGGAAUAUAACAUUACGGAGCAUCGUGCGGUGCGUUUACUGAGCAGAUAUUACGAUCCGACGUAUAUGGGCUACAAAUUUUUGGAAAUUUUUGGAAUCAACCCACCGAGUAGAGGUCGCCCUUGGAGAUCAUCGCGGACACGAACUAUCGCUGUCUCUCGAAACGUGGAAGAGCCUCUACGAGCAGCGAGGAAAUAUUUACAAGCUGUUUCGAAACGAAUACAAGGAUAAUUUUAUAAGCGUUGGACCGCUAACCGUCAGUGUUUGCAUGCUGAAUGAUGCUACGCUCGUAUGUCUCGAUUCUUCAUCCGAACGCAUUACGAUGAUCGAAACGACGCUACGCCGUAUGUUUGACUUUAACGGGUGUAUCGAUGUAAUGUUCGAAUGAUUAGCUCGACUCGUUGAUACGGUAGAUACCAAGUAUACGCGAUUCUCCAACAUCGCAUCUGAGAACAUUAUACGUGAUAGCGACAUCUUCA
Molecule: messenger RNA, 733 nt
Organism: Acromyrmex echinatior (Panamanian leafcutter ant)
Lineage: Eukaryota; Metazoa; Arthropoda; Insecta; Hymenoptera; Formicidae
Source: RefSeq, a predicted model, not a curated record